This is a messenger RNA of Rangifer tarandus platyrhynchus (Svalbard reindeer), 3999 nucleotides long. Lineage: Eukaryota; Metazoa; Chordata; Mammalia; Artiodactyla; Cervidae. The record is from the annotation of a GenBank genome assembly.
AUGCAGCAGGCGCCGCAGCCUUACGAGUUCUACAGCGAAGAGAACAGUCCGAAAUGGCGGGGACUGUUGGUCUCGGCCCUGCGGAAGGUCAGUGAGCAAGUACAUCCCAAUCUCUCAGCUAAUGAAGAGUCUCUCUAUUAUAUUGAAGAGCUGAUUUUUCAGUUGCUUAAUAAAUUAUGCAUGGCCCAACCAAGGACUGUUCAAGAUGUGGAGGAACGAGUUCAAAAGACCUUUCCUCAUCCAAUUGAUAAAUGGGCUAUUGCUGAUGCACAGUCUGCCAUAGAGAAACGAAAAAGAAGAAAUCCUCUCUUACUACCUGUGGACAAAAUCCAUCCUUCAUUGAAGGAAGUUUUAGGAUACAAAGUGGACUACCAUGUGUCCCUGUAUAUUGUGGCUGUGCUGGAGUAUAUCUCAGCUGAUAUUCUGAAAUUGGCUGGUAAUUACGUUUUUAAUAUCCGACAUUAUGAAAUAUCUCAACAAGACAUUAAAGUGUCAAUGUGUGCAGAUAAGGUUUUGAUGGACAUGUUUGAUCAGGAUGACAUAGGCUUGGUUUCUCUUUGUGAAGAUGAACCUAGUUCUUCAGGUGAAUUAAACUACUAUGACCUUGUUAGAACUGAAAUUGCAGAAGAAAGACAGUAUCUACGGGAACUAAAUAUGAUCAUAAAAGUGUUUCGAGAAGCUUUUCUUUCUGACAGAAAGCUGUUUAAACCUUCUGAUAUUGAAAAGAUUUUCAGUAACAUUUUAGAUAUACAUGAAUUGACUGUGAAACUUUUAGGUUUAAUUGAAGACACAGUUGAAAUGACUGAUGAAAGUAGCCCUCAUCCCUUAGCUGGCAGCUGUUUUGAAGAUCUGGCAGAGGAGCAAGCAUUUGAUCCUUAUGAAACAUUAUCCCAGGAUAUUCUUUCACCAAAAUUUAAUGAACAUUUCAGUAAGUUGAUGGCCAGACCUGCAGUGGCUCUACACUUUCAGUCCAUUGCUGAUGGUUUUAGAGAGGCAGUUCGUUAUGUCCUUCCACGCCUUAUGCUGGUGCCAGUAUAUCAUUGUUGGCACUAUUUUGAAUUAUUAAAGCAAUUGAAAACAUGUAGUGAAGAGUAUGAAGACAGAGAAUGUUUGAACCAAGCUAUUACUGCUCUCAUGAAUCUCCAAGGCAGUAUGGACCGAAUUUACAAGCAGUAUUCACCUAGACGCCGACCUGGGGAUCCUGUUUGCCCUUUUUAUAAUCGUCAAUUAAGAAGCAAGCACCUGGCUAUUAAAAAAAUGAAUGAAAUUCAGAAAAACAUAGAUGGAUGGGAAGGCAAAGAUAUUGGACAGUGUUGUAAUGAAUUUAUUAUGGAAGGCCCAUUGACAAGAAUUGGUGCUAAACAUGAACGGCAUAUUUUUCUCUUUGAUGGCUUAAUGAUUAGCUGCAAACCCAAUCACAGCCAGUCACGCCUUCCAGGAUGCAGUAGUGCAGAAUACAGAUUAAAAGAAAAAUUUGUCAUGAGGAAAAUACAAAUAUGUGAUAAAGAAGAUACUUGCGAGUGCAAACAUGCAUUUGAGUUAGUAUCCAAAGAUGAAAACAGCAUAAUAUAUGCUGCUAAGUCUGCAGAAGAGAAAAAUAAUUGGAUGGCAGCACUUAUUUCCCUUCAGUACCGUAGUACUCUUGAUCGAAUGCUAGAUUCAGUAUUAUUGAAGGAAGAAAAUGAACAACCAUUGAGAUUACCAAGUCCUGAAGUGUAUCGUUUUGUGGUAAAAGACUCUGAGGAAAACAUUGUUUUUGAAGACAACUUGCAGAGUAGAAGUGGAAUCCCCAUUAUUAAAGGAGGAACUGUGGUGAAAUUAAUUGAAAGGCUAACGUAUCAUAUGUACGCAGAUCCCAAUUUUGUUCGUACUUUUCUUACUACAUAUCGUUCAUUUUGUAAACCACAGGAAUUACUAAGCUUACUGAUUGAACGAUUUGAAAUUCCAGAGCCAGAACCUACUGAAGCAGAUAAAUUGGCAUUAGAAAAAGGCGAGCAGCCCAUCAGUACAGACCUUAAAAGGUUUCGCAAGGAAUACGUCCAACCAGUACAACUUAGGAUCUUAAAUGUGUUUCGGCACUGGGUUGAACACCAUUUUUAUGACUUUGAAAGAGACUUGGAGCUGCUUGAAAGACUAGAAUCCUUCAUUUCAAGUGUAAGAGGGAAAGCUAUGAAGAAAUGGGUAGAGUCAAUUGCUAAGAUCAUCAAGAGGAAAAAACAAGCUCAGGCAAAUGGUAUAAGCCAUAAUAUUACCUUUGAAAGUCCACCUCCACCAAUUGAAUGGCAUAUCAGCAGACCAGGACAGUUUGAAACAUUUGAUCUCAUGACACUUCAUCCAAUAGAAAUUGCACGUCAGCUGACACUUUUGGAAUCUGAUCUCUACAGGAAAGUUCAACCUUCUGAACUUGUAGGGAGUGUAUGGACCAAAGAAGAUAAAGAAAUAAAUUCUCCAAAUUUAUUAAAAAUGAUUCGGCACACCACAAAUCUCACCCUCUGGUUUGAAAAAUGCAUUGUGGAGGCAGAAAAUUUUGAGGAACGGGUGGCAAUACUGAGUAGAAUUAUAGAAAUUCUGCAAGUUUUUCAAGAUUUGAAUAAUUUCAAUGGUGUACUGGAGAUCGUCAGUGCAGUAAAUUCUGUAUCAGUCUAUAGACUAGAUCAUACCUUUGAGGCGUUGCAGGAAAGAAAAAGGAAAAUUUUGGAUGAAGCUGUGGAAUUAAGUCAAGAUCAUUUUAAAAAAUAUCUAGUGAAACUUAAAUCAAUCAAUCCACCCUGUGUGCCUUUUUUUGGAAUAUAUUUAACAAAUAUACUGAAGACUGAAGAAGGGAAUAAUGAUUUUUUAAAAAAGAAAGGGAAAGAUUUAAUCAAUUUCAGUAAGAGGAGGAAAGUAGCUGAAAUUACUGGAGAAAUUCAGCAGUAUCAAAAUCAACCUUACUGUUUACGGAUAGAACCAGAAAUGAGGAGAUUCUUUGAAAACCUUAACCCCAUGGGAUGUGCUUCUGAAAAAGAGUUUACAGAUUAUUUGUUCAACAAGUCACUAGAAAUUGAACCCCGAAACUGCAAACAGCCACCUCGAUUUCCUAGGAAAUCAGCUUUCUCCUUAAAAUCUCCUGGAAUAAGGCCUAACACAGGCCGACAUGGCUCUACCUCAGGUACUUUGCGAGGUCACCCAACACCAUUAGAAAGAGAACCAUGUAAAAUAAGCUUUAGUCGGAUUGCUGAAACGGAGCUUGAAUCAACAGUGUCAGCACCAACCUCUCCAAAUACACCAUCUACCCCACCAGUAUCUGCUUCUUCAGAUCUUAGUGUGUUUUUAGAUGUGGAUCUCAACAGUUCCUGUGGAAGCAAUAGCAUCUUUGCUCCAGUCCUCUUGCCUCAUUCAAAGUCUUUCUUCAGUUCGUGUGGUAGUUUACAUAAGCUAAGUGAAGAGCCACUGAUUCCUCCGCCACUUCCACCUCGAAAAAAAUUUGAUCAGGAUGCUUCAAAUUCCAAGGGAACUAUGAAAUCUGAUGAUGACCCCCCUGCUAUUCCACCAAGACAACCUCCUCCUCCAAAGGUAAAACCCAGAGUUCCUGCUCCUACCGGUCCAUUUGACGGGCCUCUGCAUAGUCCACCUCCACCGCCGCCGAGAGAUCCUCUUCCUGAUACCCCUCCACCAGUUCCACUUCGGCCUCCAGAACACUUUAUAAACUGUCCGUUUACUCUUCAGCCACCUCCACUGGGACAUCUUCACAGAGAUCCCGACUGGUUCAGAGACGUUAGUACGUGUCCAAAUUCUCCGAACACUCCUCCUAGCACACCCUCUCCAAGGGUACCUCGUCGAUGCUAUGUGCUCAGUUCCAGUCAAAAUAAUCUUGCUCAUCCUCAAGCUCCCCCUGUUCCACCAAGGCAGAAUUCAAGCCCUCAUCUACCAAAACUGCCACCAAAGACUUACAAACGGGAGCUUUCACACCCCCCAAUGUACAGACUGCCUUUGUUAGAAAAUGCAGAAACUCCUCAAUGA